This is a messenger RNA of Botrytis cinerea B05.10, 5382 nucleotides long. RefSeq names its product Bcpuf3 (gene Bcpuf3). NCBI's taxonomy places the organism in Eukaryota, Fungi, Ascomycota, Leotiomycetes, Helotiales, Sclerotiniaceae. Gene Ontology annotation, biological process: nuclear-transcribed mRNA catabolic process, deadenylation-dependent decay. Gene Ontology annotation, molecular function: mRNA 3'-UTR binding. Bases 1434 to 4277 code for a protein of 947 amino acids. The transcript is spliced from 7 exons. Gene Ontology annotation, cellular component: cytoplasm. The record is from RefSeq and is a predicted model, not a curated record.
GCCCUGUCGUACACGAUCCUUUCAAUCAGAUUCACGGUCUACUCGUUUCUUGACUAUUUCGACUAGGUAGUUACAGAAAUACUCCCUAGGUACUAGUUCCAGUCCCAGCUCUAGAAAAGUCCCCCCUCCCUUCAACCCCAUAUCAGAUAAUCCCGUCCAAUUGGAUCUUUCCCUUCAAAAGAAAUAAAAAUUAAAAAUGGCUCAAGGCUAGAGAUGCCCAGUAGAUGGAAAGGAAAAUGUACCCAUCGAUCUCUGAAUAAUCUAUCUUAAACGAUCGUACAGCUUUACAGCUCUCCAGCUCACGUUUUUUCUUUCUUUCUCACUCUCGCCCUCGCCCUCGCCUUCUUCCUCAACCUCAACCUCAGCCUUUCCCUCUCCCUCUCCCUCUCCCUCCCUCUCCCUCACACUCCCUCACUCUCACUGAGCAUUCUCUGCGAAAAUUCCUUAUUCUUUUGAUACACUUCCCCUUUCACCCUUCCCCCUUCCCCCACGCUAUCGUAAAUCAAACACUCGACUUUAUUCAUUCAUCCCAGGCAGGAAUCGGGAAGACCUUACCUUAUUUGAUCUCACUGAUUGCCCUCUCGUGCCUCUCUCUGCCCUACCAACAUUACAACACCUUUCCCCACAACCCCUGGUCGAGCCUACGCCCCCAAAGAAAGAAUACCUUGAAAAAAAAAAAGUGUACUGCCAUACAUACUACCAUACUGCCGCACAACGAAGAACGAACAAGAAUUCGACUUCGACAGUGCAACACAUUCAUCUUCCUUUCCCUUGAUCAUCGACGUCGUGGAACAGGGACUAACCGCUCGUUUCCUGACACAAACUGCAAUCCGGACCCUCGAAUCGAUUCUCCACCAAAAAUCCACCGAAAACUUUACGUUCCUGACGAUUUUCCCCUUGCUUCCCCAGGCGUAUCUCCCGCGUCAAAACCAACGAAUUCCCAACCCAAAAAGGGCCAUAGACUCGAUCAAAGCAAGACAAAUCACACAAGGAAAAGGCAAUUUUACUGCAAAAAUAAUCUUAUAUUUCAUUCUGGCUACUGCUGCGCGGGUGCCUACCUCUACACAGAAAAGCGCGCUUCUUGACGUUGCAUAUGACAAACGAAGGGAUUGUGUCGCGCGACCUUUGCCCUACCCUUCAUACUUCAAUAUAUCCCUCCCUCCCCUCCCUCGAUGCUCGAUUCCUCAUGAACUCCAACUUUCCGCACAUCCUUCUUUUGUAAAUGAACCAUCACCUACUGUCGACUACAUAUUCCGACUUCUUGCACUGUCAUAUAGAUCUACAACCUGUCAAAUACCUCAUAGAAAGACUAUUCUCUGGUUCAAGCGGUCUGCCAUCAGACACAUCGACUCCUUUCAACAUAUUUUCGUCCUGUUUUUUUCCUCGCCCAGAAACUCCCACGUACAUACCGAAUUUUCAAUACAUCUUCAAUAAUGUCCUCGGCUGCCGCCAACAGACCUGCAGGUGCCAUGAAUGCGCAACGGCCUACUCGAUUUGGAGAUUUCCCCACUGCCCCAGGCAGGCACAAUAGCGAUGACAGAACGUCGCAAAGCUCAACGCUUGGCCAAACUUUUGGAAACGGUGGUACAUGGCAGCCUUCGAGUGGAAUCUGGGGUAGUAACACAAUCGGGAGUGGUUUUGCCAAUACGAAGCGAGAUGCUUCACGCUCUCGAGCAGCAGAUAAUGAAAACUUCUCUGAUGCCCCCAGUGGUUCUGGAGCCUUAGCCGCAUCUUCAGAGGCCGACCCUUGGGUUGCUCGUGCAAAUGGGCCUUGGAAUCCUCCGGAUACAACAUCUCCAACAUUACAGUCCUCACAUAGUGGAAGUACUUCUCCUUCUCACGUUCGCAACAACAUCCCUUCACAAAUGCCACAAAGUCUGCACGAUUUGCAAGCAUACCAACAAUCGAGACCUGCGAUUGGACAAGGAGCUAGUUUCAGUCGACCACAGCCGAAGAGUAGUUUGGAUCCCUCUUCUGGAAGUUUCAAAUUUUCGCGCAAGCCUUCCUUUGGAUUCAACGACGACAAGGAGAAUUCCUCACAAUUCUCGUCUAAUCAAGAUAGUCCAUAUGAUAUCGAUGUUUCAUCCAGGGCCUUUAGAAUGGAUCAACUAACCUCUCAAAAUGGAGGCUUCCUUGGUAUAGGCUCGACUUCCAGGGAUGGAAGUAUGCCACCCUCCAGAACCUCGGAGGCUGGCCUCAACAAUCUAUCGUUUGGCAACGGAAAUUCAGGCUUUGGGUCCAUUGGUGGCCAUACUCCUAGUAAUUCAAUCCACUCCCAUCGUCCUUCUUUCUCGGCGAUUUCGGGCUCGUUUGCACAAACCAAUUCGUCGAGAUAUGGCGAUCUUAUCACGCAGACAGAAAGUGAACUACGAGAGAAAUUUGCAGGGCUUGGCUUGGUCAACGAUAUCGAUCAAGCCAGCGCAUCUCAGGUCAGCAACGGUCUGAGUUCCUCAUAUUCCCCAACGAACCAGAACUUUAAUCCUCAAGCUUUCCAGGUUAAUGGUAAUUCAGCCAUGUGGAAUGAUGGGUCGAGCGGUCCCAAGGCCAACAAUUAUGACCAUUUUACAAAUCAAGCACCUUUUACAGACCAAGGCUAUCUCACAAAAGGGCCUAGAUUUGAUCGGGUUUCUGUCUCUCCUGCGUCAAGCGACUACCGUCGUGGCCUUGGUAGUCCUAAAUACUAUUCUGGUACUCCUCCAACAGGACCUGAACAAAUUUACCGACCAAGUUCAAGAGCAGGCCCGAGAAUACCUCAAGGCCCAAGUGAACUGGACCGCAGACUUCAACACGUCCAGUACUCUCAACACCAGGCAUAUCUCUACGGCAAUGGCCAUUUUCAAAGCCAGUAUCCACCACAUUUGUACGAUUAUCCACCACCAAAUUUUAGACAAACGAACGUAGCACCAUAUGGUUAUCCUAUGCCACUACCACCUUACCCGGCACAAAAUAUACCCACUCGCCCAGCCAAGGAUCAAGAUGUUGGGCUUGGAGUUAGAAGCGUACUUUUGGAAGAAUUCCGCUCAAACGCCAAAUCCAAUAAGAGAUACGAGCUGAAGGACAUCUAUCAACAUGUUGUAGAGUUCAGUGGGGAUCAGCAUGGGUCACGAUUCAUUCAGCAAAAGUUGGAGACAGCUAACAGUGAUGAGAAAGAGCAACUUUUCCGAGAGAUUCAACCCAAUGCGUUACAGUUAAUGACGGAUGUUUUUGGAAAUUAUGUCAUCCAGAAGUUGUUUGAGCACGGCAAUCAAGUACAAAAACGGGUGUUGGCUGAACAAAUGAAGAACCAUGUAAUGGAACUCUCAAUGCAGAUGUAUGGCUGCAGAGUUGUGCAAAAGGCCCUCGAGCAUGUACUUGCCGAUCAACAAGCUGAACUAGUCAAGGAGCUUGAGGCAGAUGUUCUCAAGUGUGUCAAAGAUCAGAACGGCAACCACGUUGUCCAAAAGGCUAUUGAGCGUGUUCCAACGGAGCAUAUUCAGUUUAUUAUUGAAGCAUUCCGGGGCCAAGUCCACGUACUCGCAACUCAUCCUUAUGGAUGCCGAGUGAUUCAGCGCAUUUUAGAAUACUGUCAACCUCGCGACCAAGAACGAGUGCUCGAGGAAUUACAUCAAUGUGCAUCGAACUUGAUUACCGAUCAAUACGGCAAUUAUGUUACUCAACAUGUUAUACAACAUGGAAAGCCUGAAGAUCGUGCUAAGAUUGUCAAGAUUGUCACGGCACAGCUUUUGACGCUAUCCAAGCACAAAUUCGCCUCGAACGUUGUGGAGAAGAGUAUACAAUUUGGCACGGAUGAGCAGAGACACACUAUUGUCUCUCUAUUAACAGCUCUUCAUAGUGAUGGUACAAGCCCUUUGCAAUUGAUGAUGAAAGAUCAAUACGGCAACUAUGUCAUUCAAAAACUUCUUGGGCAAUUAAAGGGUGCCGAAAGAAACGCAUUUGUCGAAGACUUGAAGCCACAACUCUUGGCUCUCAAGAAAUACAAUUAUGGUAAACAAAUUGCUGCCAUUGAAAAGUUGAUCUAUGACCAAGAUGACUCGCAGCAAUCAUAUAUUACAUCCUCAACUGGGCCAACAUCUGGUGCUAUCACACAACCAAUGGAUUCGAACUCGAGUGCCCCAACUCCUCUACUUACAAAUGGGCAAAAUAGUCCACAAAGCAGUAGUAUCCCUAGCGCCAACGUCAGUACUAUUGAUGAUCCAGCCGAUAGUACAUCUUCAGACAAGACAACCGUUGCUAUCAACGAAAAGUCUUGCCCAGAAGUCGUUAUCAGUGGUGCUUAAACUUGUUUAUUUCCUUUUCGCCGAUCAUUCUCUUCUACUUCACGUCACAUACAAAAAGCAUUAUUAAAGGGCGUGGCGGUAUUGGGUCCGGAACGGCAACUUGGGACUGGACGGUUAUAAAAAGUGAAUAUUUCUUUAAUGGUAUUGUCUACCUCAUCGAACCGUUUUUAUCGAGGUGUUAGAAGGCGGGUUUGGUCUGCUUUACUUCCGCAUGGGUGCAUGCAUAUACAAGCCAGGAUUGGCGACGGUGCAUUUACUGUAAAUGAAUAUGGAACUGAACGUGUUAUGUUCUUGACCCGUUUUGUCUUAACAUUUACGAGUAUUUGAUAUCACCUUUGGAAUAGGGACUUGAGGGAAAGGUUCAAGGAUAACGGAAGAGAAAGUCCGCUCUAUUUAUACUUCUUGCUGCAUAUUUUGCAUUGUUUAUUGUUUUUGAAAAGGAAAAAUAUGGAAAGGAUACCUAUUGAUCAUACUAUUGUCUUUUACGCAGAUACGCUGGUUAUACUUACUUUUUUGGCUUGAUGUUUUUGAGAUUUUGCCAUGUUUUACUACGUAUGGUGCAAGCUUAAUACAUUCGCUUGCUUGCUUGUUUGACAGCGGAAGGAGAAAAUAUACCUACUUAUAUAUAUUUUUAUUAUAUUGUUUUACGAAUGUAUCAGUGGGAGCUAGGCAUCUGGGAUUAGGAGGUGAGCAUACGGAUUGCUUGGUUGACUUUACAAAUGGUGAUUGGAAUAAAUAUUUUUUAUGGUAGGCGAGAACGGAAUGGAAUAGGUCGGGUAGGGCAGGGUAUAAAUAGACGGGGGAAAUCAUAUGUAUGUUCCGAACAAAUCGGAUUGUAUGUUGCGAUUGAAUGAUGGAUUUGGACUUAUGGGAACUUGAAUUUGGCUUGUUGGUUAAGGAUAUUGUUGUUGGGGUGGAUGGAUGGGGUUGGAGGGUUGGAGGGUUGGAUAAUGGAAUGGCGUGUUCUUGUUAGCCCUAUAUAAAUAUGAUGCUUUUUGGAGACUUUUUUUGUGUAUUUUGGAUGAUUAAAGUUGUGAUGAAAAUAGACCGGGUGAAUGAGAUGAGAUGAGACGAGAUGUGUGUGAAGUAUAUAAUGGAUAUGACA